Symbiodinium sp. CCMP2592 is the source of this 1341-nucleotide messenger RNA. NCBI's taxonomy places the organism in Eukaryota, Dinophyceae, Suessiales, Symbiodiniaceae. The record is from the annotation of a GenBank genome assembly.
AUGACUGGUCGAAGCGUUACCACAACUGCGGUUGCCGCCGCCGCUGCCACGACAACUCUGGCAGCAACUGUGGGAUGGGAGGCUUUCCUUGCUCCUUCGUCGGCUUCGUCUGUUGAGAAGCGCACUGGCACAUCUCUGCGACGGAGGUCCAUCGACACCCCGACCAACAAUUCACAUGGCCGAACGUUGGCAGCACUGAGUGUGUGUGCUACAGCAGCAGCAGCUCUCACCUCGUCCCGUCGAGGGCGAGCAGCCCGACAGGCAGUAGUUUCCUCGGAUAGCGAGAAGAAGCCUGUCAUGUCGCAGGCAUUGCCGUUCAUGACGGUGCCCGCGCAUUUGAGGAACAAUCCCACAAAUCCAAGCUUGGUCGGCGAUUUGGGGUUUGACCCGCUCGGGUUUGGUGCGGAUGAGUACAUCAACGAGGUGCUCGAGAACUUCGGGGUCGAGUUUGAUGCGAUGCGAUGGUAUCGGGAGGCCGAGCUGAUGCAUGGACGUGUGUCUAUGCUCGCCGUCUUCAAGGUCAUCGUCGACUCAUCCUUCCCAGGAGUCAUGCCGUCAGAGCAGGCCUUCUCUGCUUCCACAUGGGAGCUAGUUCAGAUGAUGGCCCUCCUGGAGGCAUUCCGUGGAUACCGUCUCUUCAUCAACCAGGAUGCUAUCGCCGGUGACCUGGGUCUCGGUGCCGGCCCGAUGACGAACGGCUGGAAGAUGAGCUGGGACAUGACUGUCGAAGAGUUGGCAGAGAAGCAGUACAAGGAAGUGCAGAAUGGCCGCCUUGCUAUGUUGGCAUUCGCAGGCCUCCAGAAACUCCUCGGACACGAAGAGACUUGGGACCUGGAGCAUGUAAAGCGAUGCGACAUUACUGCGAAGGGGACGCUACGUGAAUGGGAACUAUUAAAGGCAGUGCUUCAGGCAGUGCUAGCAGGAGCAGUAGCGGGAGGAGCAGUAGUAGUAGCAGCAGCAGCAGGAGGAGCAGUAGCAGCAGCAGCAGCAGCAGUAGCAGCAGCAGUAGCAGCAGCAGUAGCAGUAGCAGUAGCAGUAGCAGUAGCAGUAGCAGUAGCAGUAGCAGUAGCAGUAGCAGUAGCAGUAGUAGUAGCAGUAGUAGUAGCAGUAGUAGUAGUAGGAGUAGUAGUAGUAGUAGUAGUAGUAGUAGCCAAGAGAGCUUCCAGUGAUCCAGGUUUCUUUUGUUUCAUACCACAACAAAGAAUCGCUCAACUUUUCAUCGCGACUUUGCGAACCUUUCCGGCAGGCCGCUGUCUUACCGCAGGACGCUUAUGCACAGUUCCUGGGCGAGUCAUCGCUUGGCCUUUGCCAAAAAUCUGUGAUAAAUGUGUCGCUGUGUAG